Molecule: messenger RNA, 2819 nt
Organism: Oncorhynchus keta (chum salmon)
Lineage: Eukaryota; Metazoa; Chordata; Actinopteri; Salmoniformes; Salmonidae
Product: apical junction molecule-like
Exons: 2
Coding region: 1466-2506 (346 amino acids)
Source: RefSeq, a predicted model, not a curated record
GAGAGAGAGAGAGAGAGAGAGAGAGAGAGAGAGAGAGAAAGAAAGAGAGAAAGAGAGAGAGAGAGAGCCAGACAGACAGACAGACAGACAGAGAGGACGUUUCUCUCUGCUCUCAGACUGGAAUGGUCUUGGUCAGGUGGUGGAGAAGGAGAGAGGGAUAGAGAUUAAGUGAAAGAGAGAACAGAGGGGAGAGGUGAAACACACAGAGGGAGAGAGAGAUGGAUGGAUACAGGGAGAAAGAUAAAAACAGGAGCUAUAUCUCAAAUUGAAAUGGCCCCUGUCAAAUAGAUGGAGAGUGAGGGAGAAAGGAUAUUUCAGAGUGGAAGGGAAAAAAGGGGGAGUGGGAGGAAGAAAGAGGUAGAGAGGGAGGAGAAGGAGGUAGAGAGGGAGGAGAAGGAGGUAGAGUGGGAGGAGAAGGAGGUAGAGUGGGAGGAGAAGGAGGUAGAGGGGGAGGAGAAGGAGGUAGAGAGGUAGAGAGGGAGGUAGAGUGGGAAGAGAAGGAGGUAGAGAGGGAGGAGAAGGAGGUAGAGAGGGAGGAGAAGGAGGUAGAGGGAGGAGGAGGGAGAGAGGGAGGAGAAGGAGGUAGAGAGGGAGGAGAAGGAGGUAGAGAGGGAGGAGAAGGAGGUAGAGGGAGGAGGAGGGAGAGAGGGAGGAGAAGGAGGUAGAGAGGGAGGAGAAGGAGGUAGAGAGGGAGGAGAAGGAGGGAGAGGAGUGUGGGCUGGUCUGGCUGCUUUAAUGGAAGCUGUCAGGAUGUUUAUAUUAAGUUUCUGUCCUCUCUGCUAAUGUGUCUGUCUCUCUCUCUCACACACACACACACACACACACACACACACACACACACACACACACACACACACACACACACACACACACACACACACACACACACACACACACACACACACACACACACACACACACACACACACACACACACACACACACACACACACACACACACAAACACACAGUGGUUUCAUUCAACAUUGUGUGAAAGCUGGAUGAUGGGUUUGGAUGAGCAUUCACAGCUUGUAUCAGGGACAUGUCGUCUGGAUAGCUUGGGCACAGCACUGCUACAUAACAAUUAAUGUACCACAGCUUCUCCUUCUCUGCUCACCAGCCUGGGGCAUCUACACACACACACACACAGACAGCGAUGGCAUUAUCAGGAGCCCUCUAAUUAAACACAGGCAGCUGCGGCUAAAGAGAGAGAGAGAGAGAGAGAGAGAGAAAGAGUGAGCGAGAGAGAGAGAGAGAGAGAGAGAGAGAGAGAGAGAGAGAGAGAGAGAGAGAGAGAGAGAGAGAGAUUGAAGGAGAAAAAAGAGAAAGUGAUAGGAGUGGGGUGGGCAGUUAGUGAGGCAGGGAUGGACGGAGAAAAGGAGCAGUUUAGAACGAUGGAGAGAGGAGUUUAAGGAAAAGAGAGUGUGUGCAAUAUUUUGUUUAAAGGGGUAGACAGAAAGUGAGAAUGAAACAGAACAGAGCGGAAAAGGGCAGAACAGAGCAGGACAGAACAGAGCAGGACAGAACAGAGCAGGACAAGACAGAAAAGGGCAGAACAAAACAGAACAGGACAGAACAGGACAGAACCGAGCAGAGCAGGACAAGACAGAAAAGGGCAGAACAAAACAGAACAGGACAGAACAGGACAGAACCGAGCAGAGCAGGACAGAACAGAACAGAGCAGAACAGGAAAGAGCAGAACAGAACAGAGCAGAACAGGACAGAGCAGAACAGGACAGAGCAGAACAGGACAGAGCAGAACAGAACAGAGCAGAACAGGAAAGAGCAGAACAGAACAGAGCAGAACAGGAAAGAGCAGAACAGAACAGAGCAGAACAGGACAGAGCAGAACAGGACAGAGCAGAACAGGACAGAACCGAGCAGAGCAGGACAGAACAGAACAGAGCAGAACAGGAAAGAGCAGAACAGAAAAGAGCAGAACAGGAAAGAGCAGAACAGGACAGAGCAGAACAGAACAGGACAGAGCAGAACAGGACAGAGCAGAACAGAACAGAGCAGAACAGGAAAGAGCAGAACAGAACAGAGCAGAACAGGACAGAGCGGAACAGAGCAGAACAGGACAGAACCGAGCAGAGCAGGACAGAACAGAACAGAGCAGAGCAGAACAGGACAGAGCAGAACAGGACAGAACAGAACAGAGCAGAACAGAGCAGAACAGAAAAGAACAGAACAGAGCAGAACAGAACAGAGCAGAACAGAACAGAACAGAGCAGAACAGAACAGAACAGAGCAGAACAGAGCAGAACAGAAAAGAACAGAACAGAACAGAGCAGAACAGGACAGGACAGAACAGAGCAGAGCAGAGCAGAACAGAGCAGAGCAGAACAGGUCAGAGCAGGACAGAGCAGAACAGAACAGAGCAGAACAGGACAGAACAGAACAGGACAGAGCAGAACAGGACAGAGCAGAACAGGUCAGAACAGGACAGAGCAGAACAGAGCAGAGCAGAACAGGACAGAGCAGGACAGAGCAGAGCAGAGCAUAACAGGACAGAGCAGAGCAGAGCAGAACAGGUCAGAACAGGACAGAGCAGGACAGAGCAGAGCAGAACAGGACAGAGCAGAACAGAACAGAGCAGAAAAGAACAGAACAGAACAGAGCAGAACAGGACAGAACAGAGCAGAGCAGAGCAGAACAGAGCAGAGCAGAACAGGUCAGAGCAGGACAGAGCAGAACAGGACAGAGCAGAGCAGAGCAGAACAGGUCAGAACAGGACAGAGCAGGACAGAGCAGGACAGAGCAGGACAGAACAGGACAGAACAGGACAGAGCAGAACAGGUCAGAACAGAACAGGACAG